This is a messenger RNA of Dendrobium catenatum, 708 nucleotides long. RefSeq lists its product as uncharacterized. The record is from RefSeq and is a predicted model, not a curated record. The transcript has a single exon. NCBI's taxonomy places the organism in Eukaryota, Viridiplantae, Streptophyta, Magnoliopsida, Asparagales, Orchidaceae. Bases 1 to 708 code for a protein of 235 amino acids.
AUGGAAGAAGAUAGAAAAACAGAAGAUGGCUGGAAGUGGAUGGAAAAGGCAAAGAUAAAUCCUAGAGUUUAUUUGUUUUGGUGGAGGCUGCGUAACAAAGCCAUUCCUACCAAUCAAUUUUUAAGUUAUAGGAGGCUAAUGGGGCAUGAUAAUUGUACAAGAGGAUGCAACAGUGUGGAAGAUGGAGGUCAUUUAGCAGCAGGUUGCGGUAAACUCAAGGAGGUUCUUGAAAUCCUUAACAGUUGGGGAUUUUGGAUUCCAAAUAUGAAUUCUCUAGAAGACUGUUGCAAAUGGAUGGAUGGAAAAUGCAAAUGGAUGGUGAAUUUGUACUAUAACACCGUAUAUUUAUCUUUGAAGGCUAGGAACCUGUGGGUGCAUGAGAACAAGCUCUCCAGUCCUUCUAUAAUAGCUUCUAAUGCGGUUGAUAUUGCUGCAGUUAUUAGGAAUUCUUCUUGUAUAAACUCAGGUAUAGAGAAUGCUAAUCAACCGGGAUGGUUGUUGAAUUCUUGGUGUCCUCCUCCACCUGAUUGGAUCAAAGUGAACAUAGAUACGGAUCUUUUCAAGUCUUAUAAAGUUGGAAUUGGAGAAGUUUUUAGAGACUGUCAGGGGAGAUUCUUAAUGGCAUUUGGUAGUUCUUACAUUCACUGGGAUGCUGCGGAACUAGAGUUACAAGCUAUUCUUUCGAUCAGAUCGGAGCUCAGAAAUUAG